Messenger RNA from Aspergillus viridinutans, 1293 nucleotides. Its product is annotated as lytic polysaccharide monooxygenase auxiliary activity family 9 protein. Bases 1 to 1293 code for a protein of 430 amino acids. The transcript has 3 exons. NCBI's taxonomy places the organism in Eukaryota, Fungi, Ascomycota, Eurotiomycetes, Eurotiales, Aspergillaceae. The record is from RefSeq and is a predicted model, not a curated record.
AUGUAUAGAAACUUCCUCCUUGCAGUGCUGGCACUGCUGACUGCAUCUGCUCAUGCCCACACCACCUUCACGACCCUCUACGUCGAUGGAGAGAACCAAGGCGAUGGGGUCUGUGUCCGCAUGCACCGAGACCCAGAGAAAGCCACCAAUCCCAUUGAGCCUCUCUCCAGCAAGGACGUCGCCUGCGGCAUCGAUGGCGAAAAAGGCGUCGCGCGCGUCUGCCCCGCCAAGGCCUCCUCCACCCUCACCUUCGAAUUCCGCGAAUGGCCCGACGCCUCGCACCGGGGCGCCAUCGACAAAAGCCACAAGGGCCCCUGCGCCGUGUACAUGAAGAAAGUCGACGACGCGACGGCCGACAACAACGCCGCCGGCGACGGGUGGUUCAAGAUCUGGCAGGCCGACUACGAUGCGACGGCCGGCAAGUGGUGCACCGAGAAGAUGAUCGACAACAACGGGCAUAUCUCCGUGCAGAUUCCCGCCGAUAUCGAGGGCGGGUAUUAUCUUGUGCGGCCGGAGUUGCUGGCCCUGCAUGCGACGCAGGAUAACCCGCCCGAUCCGCAGUUCUAUGUCGGCUGUGCGCAGGUGUUUGUGCAGUCGACUGGGACGGCCAAGCCGCCGACGGUGAACAUUGGCGAGGGGACGUAUGCUCUCAGUAUGCCGGGUAUGAAGUAUAAUAUCUACAAGACGCCGUUGGACCUGCCGUAUCCUAUGUACGGGCCGCCGGUAUAUGAGGCGGGUAAGACUGCGUCUGCCAACACUCGAUCCGAGAAGUCUGCCGAUACUGCGUCGUCGGCCAGUACUACGCCUACCAAGGCUGCGUUGGCCGACACUGGAUCCAAGAAGUCUACCAAUUCUACAUCUAAACCGAGUUCAGUCCCCACCCAAGUCUGCAAGGACAAGACGAAGAGCAAGAAGGAAAAGACGAAGCGCGACACGCUAGUCCAGACCAAAGGCCUCAAGCCAGAAGGCUGUAUCCUCGUCCGCGACAACUGGUGUGGAUUCGAGGUGCCCUCCUAUACAGACGAGCAGGGUUGCUCCGCUGCAUCCCAAAACUGCUGGGCCCAAGCCGAUGUAUGCUACAACACGGCGCCCCCUACCGGCUCAAAACACUGCCAGAUCUGGGAGAACAAAUGCACUGCUCUCGACGAUUCGUGCAACAGCGGGGUGUUUACCGGUCCGCCGAAUAAAGGCAAGGACCUCACCCCGAAGCCGCCUGCGUUGGUGGGAUCCACCAAGAUUUUUCAGCGGGGGCUACGGUCGCAUAUGAAGAGAAGGAGACUUGCUCACGUUUAG